AUGGAGAAAUAUGAGCGAGUAGAGAAGCCUCGCCCUGAGGUCCCUAUUAUGGAUAACGAGAUUCGCAUAGCUAGCCUGGGGUGGCCUAGGAAGUAUAUUACAAAUGCAAUAACUCUUCUCGGAGACAGAGGUGUAUCUACAGUUGUGUUGAAGGCAAUGGGAAAUGCAAUUAGUAAGGCAGUAAAAGUUGCAGAGGUCAUUAAGAGGAGGAUUCCAAAUCUUCACCAGAACACAACAAUUGGCUCUGCUGCUGUAUCAUAUACUAGGGAGCCUGUCAAGGAAGGCCUUUUGCCUUUGGAAACAAUGAGGCACGUAUCCAUUAUAACAAUCACUUUGUCCACAACGCAACUUGACACAUCAUCUACUGGUUAUCAACCACCACUGCCAGUUGAUCAAGUUAAGCCUAUGCUUGAAUAUGAAAAUGAGGGAGAGGAUUCUCAAUUUGUAUCGGGCAAAGCUCGAGCUCGUGGGAGGGGAACUGGAAGAGGAGUUAUUUCUGUUUCUCAAGCUCAACCACAAUAUGUCAAUGGUAGUUUGAACGACAAUGGUAGGGGAGGUCAUAGGAGGGGCAGUUUUGGUCAUGUUGGUAAUUAUAGUGAAAAUGGCUUUGGUAGAGGCCAAGGUCGUGGUGAAGGUAGAAAUGGUGGUAAUGGUGAAGAUGGAUGGCAAGUAGUUUCUCGAGCCAGAGGGCGUGGCAUGGGGAGGGCACGAGCAAGGGGUGGCAGGAAUUAA
Molecule: messenger RNA, 732 nt
Organism: Cryptomeria japonica (Japanese cedar)
Lineage: Eukaryota; Viridiplantae; Streptophyta; Pinopsida; Cupressales; Cupressaceae
Exons: 1
Coding region: 1-732 (243 amino acids)
Molecular function (GO): RNA binding
Source: RefSeq, a predicted model, not a curated record